CGACGACGCGUCCAAGGGCUGGCACGAGAAAUCAAGGUGGAGGAGAUAUGCCGUAGCAAACCCAAUAAGAAUUGGCCAGGAAGCCGACCAUGGAAAUGGCAUCCUGCAAAGCAGUCUUGUCUUCAUCACUGGCUUGUUAUACUCCCGAUUCGCGAGGCAGCUGAGUGUCCUCCCCCCCUUUCUGCCUCCGAGUCGUCGCCCUCGAGGGGUUUCAUACCUCUUGCAUCCAGAGCUGGCGGUCUUCAAGGCUGCUGUAAAGUCAUUCUUUCAAGGCCCCGGGUUCAAGAAUCAGUUGCCAUGAGGAGACCAAGCGCCCGACCCCUGUUGGGGGGGUUCUGCCUAUUGCUGCUAGCGGUAUCGGCAGCAGCGCAAACAACAUCGCCAACACCCUCGCCAACCCCAACAGACACCCCGUCCUCAUCCGCACCGCCUGGUACCUCAACACCGACGACCCCAGCUGAAUCCAGCACAGGCUCCUCAUCACCAAGCACCCGCUCUUCCACUCGCACCGGAGGCGGCACACUCCCACCUCUUCCCACAGGCACCUCUCCACCAGACGUGCUCCUGCGCGUGCCGGAGCUGCACGUGGGGCGGAUCGAGCUCGACGUGGACGACCUGCGGGCGGACCUCAACCUCAACGCCGAGAUCGCCAACCUGGUCUCGCUUAACGUGGGCGUGCAAGUCGGCGUCAACAAGGUCAACAUCACCAUCGCCGACGUCGACGCCCAGCUGGACCUGGUUAUCCGGCUGGGCCACCUGGCCGAGAUGGUCAACCGCACGCUCGCGACGCUCAACCUCAACCCGCUGCUCAUCAACCUCCUGAACGAUGUUAGUGACGUGGUUGAUAGUGUUGUGGGUGCCGUGGAUGGGUUGCUAGGCAGUAUUUUGAAUGGGGAUGUGAAGCUGAACUUCCUGAUUGAUAACUUGGGUAAUAUUGUUCAGGAGGUUGUGGAAACGGGCGGGGAGGUUGUCAGCACCAUCGUGGGCAAUUACCAGAAGAACAUGACCUACACGGGGAUCUCCAAGGAGCUUGGGAACGGAUUGACUCAGAAGACGUAUCGCUAUGACCCGCUGGGGAGCUUGGUGAACAUCAUCUUUAAUACGCUGGGUCAGGUGGUGCAGGCUGUGGUCAUUGGGAAGGAUAAUGGAGGAGGAUCGUCGAGCUCCAGUUCUGGCUCCGCACAGCCAACGUCGACCGUGAGCGCGACGACAGGUAGCGCUGCUCCGACUACGACAGCCGGAUAAUAAUAGGGCUAUUAGAUGACAUGGGCAAAUGGAAUACUAGAUAUCUUUCGACAGGCAUUAAAGUUCACAAACAAUCUGGAGAUUAACUGACUACCUAGUAGUACGAUUGACUUAGCCUUUAGGUCGUGGUAACUGAAGUGAGAGU
Messenger RNA from Canariomyces notabilis, 1390 nucleotides. RefSeq lists its product as uncharacterized. The transcript has a single exon. The record is from RefSeq and is a predicted model, not a curated record. Lineage: Eukaryota; Fungi; Ascomycota; Sordariomycetes; Sordariales; Chaetomiaceae. The coding region runs from base 298 to 1245 and encodes 315 amino acids.